AUGGUGAAGCCAAAGUUGAAGGAAAGACUUGCGAUUCGUAAAGCCAAGGAGGAAGUCUCCCAAACGCCUACAAAAUCAAAAUCGAAUAAUUCUACUCCAGUUAAAUCAAAUAAUGACAAGAAGGAAGAAGCCGAUGUCAUUACUGAUUUGAGUUCUGUCUCAAGGGAAAGUAUCAAAAAGAAUGGAGACAAGGAUACCAAGAAACAAUUGAAGAAGUUGGAAAAAAUGGAAAAGAAGGAGGCUAGACGUGACAAAAAGAAGCAAUUGAAAGAAUUGAAAAAGAAACAAGAAAAUGACGAGCAACAAGAAGAAGAAGAAGGCGAAGAAGAAGAAACUGAACCACGUAUCAGAGUUGAAUCCUUAGAGGAUGAAUACCAGAAAGAUUUUGCUGCAGUAGUGGCUGUGGAUCAUGAGGAUGACGAUGAGGAUGCUGAAGAACAAGAAGGAUUGGACUAUGAUGCUCUUACAAAGAGUGAUAAUGAAUCUGAAAUUGAUGAUGACGAAGAAGAUGAUGAUGAUGAUGAAGAAGAAGAAGAAGAAGAAGAAGAAGAAGAAGAAGAAGAAGAAAAAGAUGUCGCAUAUUCCGAUGUCGAAUUCGACUCAGACGCCGAUAUUGUUCCUCACACAAAAGUUACCAUUAACAAGACUGCUGCUCUUGAAGACUCAUACAACCGUAUCAAGCUCCCAUGGUCAUCACAUUCUUUUAUUCAACAUCAAUCCGUCACUAGUGAAGAACCAACUUCUGCUGGCAUCAUUGAUAUUUACGAUGAUACUGAACGUGAAUUGGCAUUUUACAAACAAGGUCUUGCGGCUACUAAGGAAGCUCGUACAACCCUUAUUGGUUUGAAGGUUCCAUUCUCUCGUCCAGCCGACUACUUUGCUGAAAUGGUGAAGAGUGAUGAACAUAUGGAUAAAUUGAAGCAGAAACUUAUGAAGGAAGCUACCGCCACCAAGCAGAGUGAGGAAGCCAAAAAGCAAAGAUUGUUGAAGAAGUUUGGUAAGAAGGUUCAAAUUGCCACUUUGCAAGAAAGACAAAAGCAAAAGCGUGAAACUUUAGACAAAAUCAAAGAAUUCAGAAAGAAGAGAAAGGAUGGUGCCAAGGCCAUGGACGAUGAUGAGUUUGAAAUCGCCAUUGAAGAAAAUAAUGCUGCCAAGGAUGAAUGGAAUGACAGAAAGAGAAAAAGAAGAGCCGGUGGUCAAGGUAGAGGUGAUCAACAAGACGGAGGUAACAGAAAUAAGAAGACCAAGAGACCAGGAAAGAGCAAGCGUAAUAAUAGACGUUAA
Messenger RNA from Saccharomycopsis crataegensis, 1284 nucleotides. RefSeq names its product Ebp2p (gene EBP2). Gene Ontology annotation, cellular component: nuclear periphery; nucleolus; preribosome, large subunit precursor. The record is from RefSeq and is a predicted model, not a curated record. NCBI's taxonomy places the organism in Eukaryota, Fungi, Ascomycota, Saccharomycetes, Ascoideales, Saccharomycopsidaceae. Gene Ontology annotation, biological process: rRNA processing; ribosomal large subunit biogenesis. Bases 1 to 1284 code for a protein of 427 amino acids. The transcript has a single exon.